This is a messenger RNA of Leptidea sinapis, 1134 nucleotides long. RefSeq lists its product as uncharacterized. The transcript has 2 exons. The record is from RefSeq and is a predicted model, not a curated record. Lineage: Eukaryota; Metazoa; Arthropoda; Insecta; Lepidoptera; Pieridae. The coding region runs from base 193 to 894 and encodes 233 amino acids.
AUUAUUUCUUCUAAGUUCUAUCACAUGUGUUUUCUAACAAUUUACCAGGUCAUAAAAUCCCAAACAAAAAAAAAAAUCUAACAAUUUGCUUACAUUUUGUUGUUUUUACUUUGAUGAACUUAGCCAAUUUGAUUUUGAACGUUGUCCUAUUUAAGUAUUUAUAUAGGACAUAUUUUGUAAGUUAAAAAGAUUAUGCGUUGGGGGGAAAAGGAUACUCAUGCAUUCGUCAAAAUAUACUUGGCCCAAGAAUGCCUAUGGAAUCCAAAGGAUUUCUAUUUUAGAAGUAAACCAGAUAGACACACUGCGCGCAAACAAAUCAUAUCACAGUUUAGUUUACAAACUGGAAUAUUACUAACAGAGGACGAAGUUAAAGCAAAAAUUAGAAGCUUGUGUUCGACUUACUGUCAAGAAAAGAAAAAAAUUGAGUCACGUUCUCGUCCUGAUUAUGAGUUUAGACCAAAAAUAAAGUGGUUUUAUGAUUUCCACAAAUGUUUUAGCAAACGGAAUCUUCAGAAGUCACAAUCCAAACUUGAUGGAGCAGAACAUUCAGACGACUCAAAUUCCAAAUCCUGGGGAGAAAAUGAUCAAUCAGAUGAUCAAAGAAAUUUGAGCUCACAAAGUGACGAAUAUUUAUGUAUCCUUAAACCUGAGCCAGAGCAAGAAGCUAUUAUUGCCAAUGAAGAUAAUACUGUGUAUAGAUCAAAGAGACGGAAAUAUGAACACAGAUCAAAUGAAGAAAACAAUAACAGUAGAAACAGGAAAGAUGAGUUUGAUGUUUAUGGUGAAUAUGUUGCAGCCCAGUUACGGACAAUGGAAUUAAAAAAGGCCCUGAGAUUACAACUUGAAAUACAAGAAAUGAUAAGUGAAUCUCGAUUAUCAGACUUAAAUCAAUAAGUUUAUAGUUCAAUUUUAUUUACAAUUUUCAACAUAAGUGCACUAAUUUUAAGUAAUAUGUAAAGGAUGUAGUUAUUAUUAUUAUAUUGAUUAUUUACUGUUAAUUUAUUAUUAUAAACAAAUAAAAUCUUUUUUUAUUCAUUCUUAACAUCAAAUGAUUGUGGCCCAGAUGACAGCAAUGAUAAUGCACAGAUAAAAUAUGUAGCAUCUGAUUUAGAAAUAAAAUCCAAACCUUUCAAA